AUGGGGAAGAAGGAGGAGGAGGAUCCUUCUUCUUCUUCUGCAGAAGAAGAAGAAGAAGAAGAGAGCAGCAGCAGCAGCAGCAAUGGCAGCAGCGAGGAGGGCUCUGACGCUGACGACGACAAACCCCGCAGCAGCGACAAAACUAAAAGACGAAGCUCAAAAGCAAACAAAACCAAAGAAAGAUCUUCAAAACGUAGAAGGGGUGUUAGUGCUUUCCUAGAUGUUGAAGCCCAGGUGGGGGAUGAAGAAGAGGAAGAAGAGACAGAUGAAUUUAUUGAUCCUAGCGAAGCUCGCGAGGCCUCUCGCUGGGCAGCAAAGGCAGCAGAAGCGCGGAGGUUAUCGCAGCAGCAGCAGCAGCAGCAGCAGCAGCAGCAGCAGCAAGACUGGGGACGCCGCGGGGGCUCUGCUCACCUUGUCUCAGCUAUUGAUUCUCUAACACGAAGAUACCAAGACCAAUCUUUUGAAGAAGGAGAGGAAGAUGAAGACGAAUUCGAUGAUGCAGAGGCCCUCGAAUAUGAGGAGUCUGCAGAAGCGAAUAUUCUCCCGGACAUGAGGGACCCCAAGCUGUGGAUGGUUCGCCUAAACAAGAGCGGGACAGAGCGGGAGGAGGUGAUAGCGAUAUUAAACAAAUGUUUUGUGCAUGCAAAGCGAGGCAUAGACCUCCAAAUUUACUCCGUCUUCGCUUCAGAUGAUCUCAAAGGCGACUUAGCUCAGAUAGUUUCAGCCGAUCAGCAGGGUUUGUUUGUAACUGCGCGGUUAAUUCCCCGCAUUGAUUUGGCUUUCCUUCUCGAUAAAAGCAACCAAGGAGAGUCAGCAGCACGUACUGUUGGUGGUUUAGGGUUUAAGAAAAACAGUCGGCCUGAGAAGAAGUUCUUCGACAGAGACAAAGUAGACAGCAGCGGAGGACAGGUUGAACAGGGUUUGAUACCCGGGACGGUUAAGUUUGCUGGUUUAACGUUCGAAGAAGCAGGAUAUAUAAUUAGGAAGAUUGCGCUGAGACAUUUGGUCCUGGGCUCGGCUGUCUCUGCAUCUCUGACGGAGUUAAAAGAAUUCUGUCAGAAUAUGAACGAAGCGGAUAGAGAAGAGUCUCUUACAGCACACAAACCUCUUUAUCAGAUGUUAAAACAACAGCGCAGCGCUUUCCGCCUCGGAGAUCGCAUACUCAUUACUCAGGGGGAGCUACAAGGAUUAAAGGGUAGAGUCAGCGGUCUACCCAGCGAAACAAAACAAGAAAAAGAUUUGCAUAUUCAAGUUACAUUAGAAGAUGCUAACUUCGGUGAUAUCCAACUCAAGUUUAAGUGUUUACUGGAAUCUCUUACGCACGCCCCUCAGAACGCGAGUGGGGAGGAUGGAUUAGUUAGCGUUAGAGGUUUUUCUUUGUUAUCUUUUGUAGAGUUGACAUCGGGAGAGAAGGGUAUUUUGGUGUAUAUAGAUCCCACAGGGAGAAGCGUACGCUUGCUGUCUCCUCAGAAUUCGCUUCUUCAUGUCUCUUCUUCUCAGUUAUUAUCAAAGUUAAACACUGAUUUACAGUCUGCAAGAGAUGCAUUUAAUUGUCCUGUUGAACGAAAUGCUUGGGUCUCUCCUGCAUGCACGGGGUGUGGGGACGCCUCCUGUUCAUGUCGGGGAUCGGGGAUCGGGAUCGGGGGAUCGGGAUCGGGAUCGGGAUCGGGAUCGGGAUCGAGUGUGGGGUGGAAGGAAGGAGGCGCAUUGGGGGCUGUAACGGACAGCGGUUUAUCUCAGAUGUCUUUGAGCGGCGAUGGUUGUUCUGUUGCUCCUUCAAUAUUUGAUGAGAGAGACAGAGACAGAGACAUUGCAGGAGACAGAGACAGAGACAGAGACUUAGCUUCUAUAUCUGCUUCUCUUACUCCUUUGACAAGAGCAUCAGAGCUGCUUCCCCCUCUCUCUCAAGCCAGCCACCCAAGCACCCCCAAUGCAGCUAUGGAAACCCUCAUCGACGAAGACGCAGUGUCUCUGAGCGACUUGUCUCUGUCUAUGGGCAGCAGCAGCUCUAUGUCGUUUUCUUCUACAUCGGGUUUAGGGUUUAGAAGAGAAGAAGGCAGAGCUCUCAGUUCUAAUAUGUCUGUCUCCUCUCAUCAUGCGGGUAGCAGCAGCAGCAGCAGCAACAUGCGUCUCUCUACUUCAGCAUCUGUUGCUGCUGCUGCUGCUGCUGCUGCUGCUGUUAAACAUGAUCUCCCUCCUUGGUGUCUUAAAGGCGUCCUCGUCAGAGUUAUUCAAGGACCCCACUACCCCAAACAGGUGCAGCAGCAGCAGCAGCAACAGCAGCAGCAGGACUACCCAAAGGUGUCCUUGGUGUCUGUGGAUGCGGAGAAAGGGCGAUGUGUAAUUUCUUCUCAAGCAAACUUCUGGGCUGUCGAUUGCAAGGAGACAGAACCUCUUUCUGUUACAGUAGAAGGGCAGCUGGCUAUAGUUGUCAAUCCGUCACACCGUUUGUAUUCAACUUGCUGCCAAGUUUUAUCUUUUCGCGGUUUGCACUGCACAAUUGAAGCAGCAAAUAAACAAGAAAUAUGCCCAAUUAGCGAUCUCGCCCAAGCUCAGAGACUCUAA
Messenger RNA from Eimeria acervulina, 2565 nucleotides. Its product is annotated as supt5h protein, putative. The transcript is spliced from 15 exons. Gene Ontology annotation, cellular component: DSIF complex. Gene Ontology annotation, biological process: regulation of DNA-templated transcription elongation; transcription elongation by RNA polymerase II; regulation of transcription by RNA polymerase II. Gene Ontology annotation, molecular function: mRNA binding. The record is from RefSeq and is a predicted model, not a curated record. NCBI's taxonomy places the organism in Eukaryota, Apicomplexa, Conoidasida, Eucoccidiorida, Eimeriidae. Bases 1 to 2565 code for a protein of 854 amino acids.